UUUUGAAUUCUACACAAUUAAGUCGGCUACUCAUUGAAUUUUGUCAAGCACGUGCGUUUUACCUAUAACAAGUCGAUACACGCUACUGGUCAGAGUGUAGAAGGGAGUUUGCCGUGUUUGGGAGACGCGUAGAUCGAGCACCAACUUGUUAUGACAGGUUGCAUUCUCUCGAUGCGUCUAGUGCAUAUUACGCGUAACAUCUUACUGCUCGAGAGCUCUUUCCAAAAGUUAUAUUUCCAAUUGUUUUUCAUAUUUUUCUUUACAAAAAGGGAAAUGGGUCGAAAAGCAUGGCUGAGUGUAGAGACACGAGCAGUCAUUGUGGCAUUACACGAAGAAGGUUAUUCAACGCGAAAAAUUCCUUUUAAAUUUGAUGUUUCUCAAACUGCAGUCAUGGGAGCGUUACAAAGAAAGCGAGGUGAACCUAAACUUUUGACCGGUAGUGUAACUCCUGAAUAUGUCAUAUCUAAAUUAAUUAUAAGAGGCAUUGUGUAAUUGUAAUUUGUGAUAGGAACGACUAUGAUUAUUUAUUAUGAUUAUUGCAAAUAAUUUUGGGAUUAUAUUUUUCUUGCAUCAAGAAAGUCCAUGCAACAAUAUACAGGUAAAAAGAAAAACGUUUAAUUUUCCAUCUAGGAAACUGGAACGUCGAAACUUGACAUCGUCAUGGCAAGUACACAUUUACGAGGUUGGAGAAUGUGCGUGUUCGGAGAAAUGAGGUUUAGAGAACGCGUAUACAUGAAAGUGCCACACAAACUUGAGAGUGCUUUUAAGCGUACGUGUGAGGCACGUGUCAAGGCACUUGAAAUGUGGAAGUGUCUGUCUGAGACGUGUACCGAAAGUACCAAUUGGGAAGUGAUUUUCGUAGUUUAGUUAAAAAAAGGAAAGGAUAUAGGAUUGAAAGUAUGAAAUGCUUGCUCAUCUUUCUUUUUUUUUUUCUUUGUGUGUAUAUGUAUCUUGACUUACAGCCUAAGACUGUAAUAGUCAUAAUUCUAAAAAACAUAGCUUUAUCGAUUUUUUUUAAAGCGCUAGAUUCAUGCUGAUAGUUUCAUGAAUAUUAAUUGACAUUUUUUACAUAUUUUGGAAGAGAUCGUAAAGAAAAUACCUUUAUCAGUGAUGGUGAUACAUAAACUGUACAUCAAAUGAAGAGACCAUGAUAGGUGUUUAAAACACAAGCGACACGUCAGACAACGUCAUUAUUAACUCUUUGUUGCAUUUAAUAUGUUAGACCCAGUUAUACCCAGACACAAUAUAUAUGAGAAAGUUAUAAUUAACAUGUUUCAAUGAAGAGUUUUAGACAUUACGAAUUAUCUGGAUGAAUAAAAUAAUAAUAAUUAAUUGUAUUAUUGAGUUAUAUCGUGUGACUAAAGCAAACAGUUUAUACGCCAAAACAUCAGAUUUUUAGGAAGCAUAUGCCUUUUUGCUUUUAGUCACGCGAUAUGUACUACUAAAGCAGACUAAAAUAAAAAUCCUUGCUUCCUGGUCUUCAACGGGUGAAGAACGACCUCGAGCAUUGUAAUUUUCUCAUGAGAUCUUCGAUCAAGAAAAUUAACUAAGAAAUAUAACAAAUUGCUGAAAAUAUGUUUGUCUUGGUAGUUUUUUUUUUAUAUACCGAAGGAAUAAUGCUGUAAUAUAUUUGACGUAUAUGUAUGUCUAAUGCUAUAAUAUAUUAUGGAAUGCGCGUUUCUGUAUUAUGCAACAAGGGGUUAAGCAUACGACUAGCAAUC
Messenger RNA from Cephus cinctus (wheat stem sawfly), 1721 nucleotides. RefSeq lists its product as uncharacterized. The coding region runs from base 151 to 492 and encodes 113 amino acids. The transcript is spliced from 2 exons. The record is from RefSeq and is a predicted model, not a curated record. Lineage: Eukaryota; Metazoa; Arthropoda; Insecta; Hymenoptera; Cephidae.